Letharia columbiana is the source of this 1641-nucleotide messenger RNA. RefSeq lists its product as uncharacterized. Lineage: Eukaryota; Fungi; Ascomycota; Lecanoromycetes; Lecanorales; Parmeliaceae. Gene Ontology annotation, molecular function: protein serine/threonine phosphatase activity. The coding region runs from base 1 to 1641 and encodes 546 amino acids. The record is from RefSeq and is a predicted model, not a curated record. Gene Ontology annotation, cellular component: nucleus; cytoplasm. The transcript is spliced from 3 exons.
AUGGGCCAGCAGCCCUCGAAAGCAAGCGACGGCACAAGAACGCCUAAGAAUGCUUCUUCAACAUCUCUAGACAAAUCCAGCGAAGGCCUUCAAGCUUAUCCCUCUUUCAGCAAGUCGGACACCAAAGAAUCCUCCCGAUCAUUUCGCGGCCUGCGAUCAAAGAUUCCAGGAGCUCAGAAAUCGGACAGUCCAAGGAGCUCGUUUUCUCAAGCAGAUGCAACAAGUGGCAAUCUAGAGAGGGCCGACACAAGAGGAUCAAGCAAAUCUGGCGCCAGUGGAAAAUCUGGAAGCUCGAAGCCUGAACUAGAUCCAGUGCCUCCUACAGUCGAUGGCGACUCAGCAGCCCCAAGCCCACGACUGGAGACACCCCAGCCGCCGCCAUCGCCAACCCUUUCCGCGUCCGUUGGCAAAGGACAUAAAGCUAUCAGUAGGGCACAACAGCAAGGCGAGGUGGACCAUGUCUCGGACGGGCCGCCUACAGGCACCUUGCAUCCGUCGCAUAACCAGCAGCCUAAGGAGUCUAUACUAGUGAAGAAGAACGUCACCAAUCCCGUGUCAGGAAAGGCUCCAAAGGCCCCCGCAUCGCCAUAUCUCGGGGCUACAGACGAUGGAGCGAUCAUCUCCACCUCUCCGCGGAUGGGUAUCGGGGCUCUGAAGUCGAUUGAUCUAGAUGAAAUGAUUACCAGGUUGCUGGAUGCGGGCUACUCUACAAAGGUCACUAAAGCCGUAUGUCUCAAGAAUGCUGAGAUCACAGCAAUCUGUAACGCUGUGCGCGAAGUGUUUUUGUCACAGCCUGCCCUGGUUGAGCUUUCGGCCCCAGUCAAAAUCGUAGGCGAUGUGCAUGGGCAGUAUACCGAUCUGAUUAGGAUGUUCGAAAUGUGCGGGUUUCCCCCAAACGCCAACUUCUUGUUCCUUGGUGACUACGUGGACCGAGGGAAACAGAGUCUGGAAACGAUUCUCCUUCUUUUCUGCUACAAGUUGAAGUUCCCAGAGAACUUUUUCUUGCUCCGAGGCAACCAUGAGUGCGCCAACGUGACGAGAGUUUACGGUUUCUACGACGAGUGCAAGCGCAGGUGCAACAUCAAGGUCUGGAAGACCUUUGUUGAUACUUUCAAUUGUCUUCCAAUUGCCGCCAUUGUUGCAGGGAAGAUCUUCUGUGUUCAUGGAGGCCUUUCGCCGAGCUUGACGCACAUGGACGACAUUCGGCAAAUCGCCAGACCUACGGAUGUACCUGACUACGGCCUGCUCAACGACCUGCUUUGGAGUGAUCCUGCUGACAUGGAGUCUGAUUGGGAAGCUAACGAGAGAGGUGUGAGCUACUGUUUCGGGAAGAAAGUAAUUAUGGAAUUCUUGCAGCGGCAUGACUUCGAUCUUGUUUGCAGGGCGCACAUGGUGGUGGAGGAUGGCUAUGAAUUCUUCAAUGAUCGCAUCCUGGUCACUGUGUUCUCGGCGCCUAACUACUGCGGCGAGUUCGAUAAUUGGGGGGCGGUCAUGUCAGUGUCUAGCGAGCUGCUGUGCAGCUUCGAACUUCUGAAGCCGCUCGACUCAAGUGCUUUGAAGAGCCAUAUCAAAAAAGGUCGAAAUAAGAGGCAGAAUAUGCUGAACAGUCCGCCUGCCACGGUGUCCGCCCAAAGCUUUUGA